Molecule: messenger RNA, 435 nt
Organism: Zootermopsis nevadensis
Lineage: Eukaryota; Metazoa; Arthropoda; Insecta; Blattodea; Termopsidae
Product: 4-vinylanisole receptor
Biological process (GO): detection of chemical stimulus involved in sensory perception of smell; sensory perception of smell
Cellular component (GO): plasma membrane
Molecular function (GO): olfactory receptor activity; odorant binding
Source: RefSeq, a predicted model, not a curated record
AUGUGUUUUGUCGCCUUCUCUGCUAUCACGAGUUGGGGAGAUUACACUGACGUAUCUCAGGCCCUACUCUUGUAUUCUCUGUUGACUUCCUGCCUGUAUGUAUUCUGCUGGCUUGGAAGUGAGCUGUCAGAACAGGCUGAAAGUGUUAGAGACGCAGCCUGGGGUUGCGACUGGGUGGGAACUCCUGUCCCGUUCCAGCGCUGUCUGAUCUUCAUCAUCGCCGCGGCCAACAAGGAGUUUACACUCACGGCUGACAACUUUGUUCCUGUCUCCAACAAGACCAUGAUGAAUAUGAUGAAUCAAUCAAUAUCUUUCUUCAUGUUCCUUCUCCACAUGAAAGACAAGAACAGAGACUCUAAUCACGGAGUAUAAUAUUACGAAAAAAUGUAUGUGAAGUAGAGCAUCAGAAAUUGUUAGCAAGGAUUAUGAAGUCUU